GAACUAGGAAGUGCGUCGUUGGAUUUGAAACAUUGAAAACACUUAAAUCUUGUACAUUGAUCCAGCAUCGCCCCAUUUCCCAACAUUCCUUUGCUGGUGCAAUGCAUAAAAGCCGCUAGUUUUACUAAAUCACAGCAAUUGCAGUUAUUCCAUCGGAGCCCACAGCGUGAAGCUACGCAGUGCAAGAUCUAACCACCAACAAUAUGAAGACCUUUUACGUUUUGUUUGUUAUCUCCGUGGCAAUCUACACCGUUUUAGCUGUUCCUUUGCCUCAACGACAAGGAAACGAUCCCUUUGGCAGUUCUUCUAGAGACAUUGACGACAUGUUUGCAGCUAAUCCCGCCUAUCAGCGGGCCCAACAUCAGCGGGAACAAAAUCAGCGGGAACAACAUCAGCGGGAACACCAUCAGCGGGAAAGAGCUAAAGGUGCUGAUAGAACAGCAGAUUCAUCCAGACGUGGCCAACCAGGCCAACAGAGUACGACUGUUCGCAAGACGGGGCCAGGGUGGGAACAUACCUCAACCUCGUCGUCUAAUAGCAGGUCGGGGCCAGGGUGGCAACGAACCUCAAGCUCGACCUCAGACAAAAGAUCUUCUUCUUCGUCAUCCUCAAGCAAUUCUAAUUCUUCGCCCAAAAAAAAUAACCAACAACGACAGAGACGGCCAACUAACCGGCCAGCGAACCGAACAACAAAGCAACCUAAAAAUCGAAACAACAGAAAUGGAAAUGGAAACUAAAUUUUAAUCGGUGCAUUUUAUUUUAAAUCCGAAACAGUUACACUGUAUGGGGACAGCCCCCGAAUAAAUUUAACUUUGGUUUUCAAA
Messenger RNA from Daphnia pulicaria, 824 nucleotides. RefSeq names its product transcriptional activator/repressor MOT3-like. Bases 204 to 737 code for a protein of 177 amino acids. The record is from RefSeq and is a predicted model, not a curated record. NCBI's taxonomy places the organism in Eukaryota, Metazoa, Arthropoda, Branchiopoda, Diplostraca, Daphniidae. The transcript is spliced from 3 exons.